This is a messenger RNA of Leptosia nina, 798 nucleotides long. The record is from the annotation of a GenBank genome assembly. Lineage: Eukaryota; Metazoa; Arthropoda; Insecta; Lepidoptera; Pieridae.
AUGAACGACAACGAAAAGGAAGAAGCUUCCAAUUUGAAGGAGGAGUUUGAAUGGGUCCUUCGUGAGGAGGUUCACGCAAUAUUACAUCAACUUCAUACUGUUUUAGUGGAGUGUGCACAUAGAUUUCCAGUGCCAUUAUAUGGAAAUGAGGGUCAAAAGCAGGAUAAGUUUAUACUAACCUCUCAACCUGAACAACUUAAAUGCAUUGUGACACUCACUGGUGACAGCAUCACCCAUGCAGACAUAAGCUUCAAAGUGCUUAGACAAAUGCACACAACAUGUAAAACAUCUAUAAACCAAGAUGGCCCUUGGAAGUUGCAGCAAAUUCAGGAUGCUGCUAAUCAUUUGCAGCAGGCGAUUGGGUAUAUAGAUAAUGUGGACAAGAAUUAUGUAUUUAGGUCGUCAGAAGAGGUCCUUCACAUAAUACAAUGUCUCAUAGGAUCCUUGCAGAGAGCCAGAACAGCCUUGGUUUUGCCAAAGAAGAAAGCGAUCGAUGAGCUAAUGAAGAGUCGAAAUAUGAAAGCCUUAUCGCCAAACCUACCCGAAGACUUGGCGAUAUCCUUCUACCUUCAAUCUCACAAGCUUAUCUUCGUCGCGUACCACCUGAGCUCCAACCACGGAACGAUGCGUAUUGAUUCCUGUCAGGCCGACUGUGCAGUUCCUUGGCUAAGCGACGUCCUCUUCAUGCUAACUGCAGCUUUACAUAUGUGUCAGCAGCUUAAAGAUAAGCUUUGCGUCUUCUCCCAAUACAAAGAUUUCACUGUCGGUUCAAGAUCUGCGUCUACAAUAUUAAAUUAA